AUGACAUUGCAAUUGGUGUCAGUAGGCUACUUUUACAAGUUGAUUGAGCACUUGAUAGCCUUCGCUCGCCAACGAUUCAAAAUCAGUAAUAUCCAAUUGGUAGUUGUUGUUCCAGCCAUUGCCAAACCUGAGUAUGGAAAGCAUGGCAUAGCGUAUACUAGCAAACUUGCUGUUCAUUACGUAGCGUCUGGUACUCCUGGCAAGCCUUUAAUUCUUUUCAUACACGGCUUUCCAGAGUUUUGGUUUUCAUGGCGUGCUCAACUUAAAGAAUUUGGUAACGAUUAUUAUGCUGUUGCAAUGGAUAACAGAGGAUAUGGUGAUACCACUAUCCCUAGCUUAAAAUCUAAAGAUUAUUGUAUUGAUCUACUUGCUCAAGACGUUAAAGAAGUGGUUGAGGCCUUAGGAUAUGACACUUGUACUUUAGUUGGUCAUGAUUGGGGCGGUGCGAUAGCUUGGCAUACUGCUAUAUCGUAUCCGGAAUAUUUUAAUAAUCUAAUUGUUAUGAAUGGCCCUCAUCCAAAGUACGGAAGAUUACAUAUGUAUUUUUGGUCUGACAUGUAUUGUCUUGAGUUUGAACAAAAAGCUAACUAA
Molecule: messenger RNA, 591 nt
Organism: Trichoplax adhaerens
Lineage: Eukaryota; Metazoa; Placozoa; Uniplacotomia; Trichoplacea; Trichoplacidae
Exons: 7
Coding region: 1-591 (196 amino acids)
Molecular function (GO): hydrolase activity
Source: RefSeq, a predicted model, not a curated record